UGCCAAACCCUAAAUCCUGAUCCGCUCUCUUGAGUCUCGGCUGAGGGUUUCCGGAAGUUGGUCUGCAGAACGGCAAUCUCGUUUAGUCUCUCCCACCCUCAACCAUGGUGAACGUUCCAAAGACUAAGAAGACAUACUGCAAGUCCAAGGAGUGCAAGAAGCACACCUUGCACAAGGUUACUCAAUACAAGAAAGGAAAGGAUUCCCUUGCUGCUCAAGGAAAGCGUCGUUAUGAUCGCAAACAGUCAGGUUAUGGUGGACAGACCAAGCCAGUGUUCCACAAAAAGGCUAAGACCACGAAGAAGAUUGUGUUGAGAUUGCAAUGCCAAGGGUGCAAGCAUGUUUCCCAACAUGCAAUCAAGAGAUGCAAGCAUUUUGAGAUUGGUGGGGAUAAGAAGGGAAAGGGAACCUCCCUUUUCUAAUUUGGAAAUCAGAACAAUGCAAAUGUUCUUAUUUUGUUAUGGUUAUACCCCAGUUGAAUUUUCCCAUGGCUUGGGAUUUAGUUGUAGCAAAUUGAAUGCCAUGCCCAUGUUCUUUGAUGCUUAUUAUGACAGUUAUUAUCUGUGUUUCAACUUUCAAGAUCUAAAUAUAGUUUUGUUAUUGCUGUUUCUUUAA
Molecule: messenger RNA, 615 nt
Organism: Ipomoea nil (Japanese morning glory)
Lineage: Eukaryota; Viridiplantae; Streptophyta; Magnoliopsida; Solanales; Convolvulaceae
Product: 60S ribosomal protein L44-like
Exons: 4
Coding region: 105-422 (105 amino acids)
Biological process (GO): translation
Cellular component (GO): ribosome; cytosolic large ribosomal subunit
Molecular function (GO): structural constituent of ribosome
Source: RefSeq, a predicted model, not a curated record